AGAACAAUUCUCUGCUAUCUCGUGUAUGGUUAACCCAUCAUGGCAACGAAACCUUCAAUGAGUAAUACCAUUAGGGCAAGUCAUCGUUUACUGACCAGAAGCUCAGUUGCGUUACCGAACCCUCCUAGAAUCGACCAUCUACAAUACAUUCCCCGUGGCUUACGGCAAGCCAGCACGACCACCCAAAAUGGCCGUAAAAAGGAGAGAGUGGUGAUUCUGGGUUCUGGAUGGGCUGGCUAUGGCUUCGCUCGCAGUCUCGACCCUAAGAAAUAUGAGCGUAUCAUGAUUUCUCCUCGAUCAUACUUCGUCUUUACGCCUUUACUUGCAGGUACUGCGGUCGGCACUUUAGAAUUCCGUGCUGUCGCAGAGCCUGUCAGGAGACUCGGUCUAGAUCAGUUUCAUCAGGGGUGGGCCGACGAUAUUGACUUUGCGCGUAAAGUUAUCCGCGUAGAGGCUAAUACAUCAGACGAUAUCGCCUCGAGAACCCGCCUGGCUAUUAAGCAUCGUCCUGACAGCGCCGAUAAAGGCGCCCUAUUCGACGUCGAGUAUGACAAACUAGUCAUUGCCGUCGGUUCGUACAGUCAGACGUUCGGUAUUGAGGGUGUGCGAGAGCACGCUAAUUUCUUACGGGAUAUCGGCGACGCUAGGAAGAUCCGGAUGAAGGUGCUGCAGAACUUCGAAAAGGCGGCGCUCCCAAUUACGUCCGACGAAGACCGGAAGAAGCUACUCCAUUUCGCGAUUGUAGGGGGCGGUCCGACCGGUAUAGAGUAUGCCGCCGAGCUACACGACUUAAUACGAGACGACCUAACAAACACCUACCCGGAUCUAAUGAAAUUCGUCAGUAUUACUGUGUACGAUGUGGCACCGAAAGUACUCCCGAUGUUCGACAAGACCCUAGCCGACUAUGCUAUGGACCGGUUCAACCGCGAGGGUAUCAAAGUGAAGACGGAACACCACUUGACACGCGUCCGGCCCGACGAGGACUGUGAGGGUUGUCUGAAACUAAAGAUCAGGGAGUGCGGCGAAAAGGAGAUCGGUGCUGGCAUCGUGGUAUGGAGCACGGGGCUGAUGCAGAACCCACUCAUCCAGAAAUUGGAGAGCAAAGUCUUUAAAAUGCCGGGUUCGGAUGCUGAUAUGCAGCUGCAGAAGGACGCGAAGACGGGUGGUAUUACUAUAGAUGCGAAUCUCCGCGUGAAUAUGAUUCCACAUGCUGCCACAUUGGAGUCGGUUCCUACUCAAGGGCAAAAGGCCACCCUAUUACCUGACGUUUACGGUAUUGGCGACUGUACGGUAAUUCCAGGGAUGAGUCUACCCGCUACGGCGCAAGUUGCUAGCCAGCAAGCAGCGCAUCUCGCGAGGAGGUUGAACAAGGGCGACGUAGAUCAGAAACCCUUCGAGUUCCGCAAUUGGGGUACCAUGACCUAUCUCGGCAGCUGGACGGCUAUUCACCAGAGCGGUGCCGACGAGUUAAAGGGCUGGAUGGCCUGGGUCCUAUGGCGUACCGCGUACCUGACACGAAGCAUGAGCAUUAGGAACAAGAUCACGGUACCGUUUUAUUGGGCUAUGUCGUGGAUAUUCGGGCGGGAUAUUUCUAGGUUCUAGGAAACCUCUUGUGGAGACUGCCCCCCUUGAUUCCUUUUUCUACUAUAUCAUACACCCUUAUCUCCCCUUGUAACAAUAGCAUAGAAACAUUAGACUUGGGGAACGGAUUUGUUCGGGACUAACAUAGAUCUUAUGGGUUGUAUAAUACCAGGCUGUUACUAGUAGAAUGCAUAUUUGGUCUAGAUUGGGGCGGAGGGUUCUUGGGAAAAGCAGGUAACCGGCGAAACAACUAGAUUCAUUCAAUAUAGAUCCAUGACACAUAUUAUACCACAACCGUUAAGAGACCUGAUUUUAAGAGAAGAU
Daldinia loculata is the source of this 1905-nucleotide messenger RNA. RefSeq names its product FAD/NAD(P)-binding domain-containing protein. Lineage: Eukaryota; Fungi; Ascomycota; Sordariomycetes; Xylariales; Hypoxylaceae. The coding region runs from base 40 to 1602 and encodes 520 amino acids. Gene Ontology annotation, molecular function: NADH dehydrogenase activity. The transcript has a single exon. The record is from RefSeq and is a predicted model, not a curated record.